AUGUUGUUAGCUGAAGGAAAUCGGAGUGCCGGAGCCACAUUCACUCUCUUGGGCUUCUCAGAUUUUCCAGAUCUCCAGGUGCCCCUGUUCCUGUUCUUCUUGGCUUGUGUAUUUGCGGUGGCAGAAACAUUCAUGUUGGCAGUGAUGGCCUAUGACCGAUUUGUGGCCGUGUGUAGCCCUCUGCUCUACACAGUAGUCAUGUCCCCAAAGCUCUGUGCAUCACUAGUAGCUGGACCCUACACCCUGGGAAUAGUAUUUUCCCUGACACUCACCUGCUUUCUCCAGGCCUUAUCCUUCUGUGGGUCUAACAUCAUAAAUAAUUUUUUCUGUGAGCACUCUGCCAUUGUUUCUGUCUCCUGCUCUGAUCCCUACAUCAGCCAAGUGCUUUGCUUUGCCAUGGCCGUAUUCAAUGAGGUGAGCAGCCUGGUAAUCAUUCUCACUACUUAUGUUUUCAUCUUUGUCACUGUCAUAAAAAUGCCUUUAGCUAGUGGGCGCCAAAAAGCCUUCUCCACUUGCGCCUCCCACCUGACCACCAUCACCAUUUUCCAUGGGACUCUCCUGUUCCUUUAUUGUGUCCCCAACUCCAAAAACUCAAGGCUCAUAAUCAAAGUAGGUUCUGUAUUUUAUACAGUGGUAAUUCCCAUGCUGAACCCUCUGAUAUACAGCUUCAGAAACAAAGUUGUGAAGGAGAGUGUCAGGAAAUUAAUUCAUCGCUCAAUACAAUUUUGUUGA
Molecule: messenger RNA, 732 nt
Organism: Myotis davidii
Lineage: Eukaryota; Metazoa; Chordata; Mammalia; Chiroptera; Vespertilionidae
Product: olfactory receptor 5D13-like
Exons: 2
Coding region: 1-732 (243 amino acids)
Biological process (GO): sensory perception of smell; G protein-coupled receptor signaling pathway
Cellular component (GO): membrane
Molecular function (GO): olfactory receptor activity; odorant binding; G protein-coupled receptor activity
Source: RefSeq, a predicted model, not a curated record